This is a messenger RNA of Coregonus clupeaformis (lake whitefish), 3675 nucleotides long. Its product is annotated as interleukin-1 receptor accessory protein-like 1. The coding region runs from base 39 to 2144 and encodes 701 amino acids. NCBI's taxonomy places the organism in Eukaryota, Metazoa, Chordata, Actinopteri, Salmoniformes, Salmonidae. The transcript is spliced from 11 exons. The record is from RefSeq and is a predicted model, not a curated record. Gene Ontology annotation, biological process: negative regulation of exocytosis; signal transduction.
CUCUCCUGAUCCUGCUGUACGUCACCCUGUCCCGCAGCAUGAAGACAGUCUCCAAGAGAGGCUCAGUUGACCUCUGUACAGACUGGUCGGUGGAUUACCUGAAGUAUCGUGUGCUGCAGGGAGAGCCUGUGAGGCUGAAGUGUGCCCUGUUCUACGGCUACAUCCGGGCCAACUACAGCCAGGCUCAGAGUGUGGGCCUUAGCCUCAUGUGGUACCGCAGCUCUGGCCUGGGCCACGGAGACUUCGAGGAGCCCAUCUCCUUUGACGGCGUGCGCAUGAGCAAGGAGGAGGACGCCAUCUGGUUCAGACCGGCCGACCUGCAGGACGUGGGCCUCUACUCCUGCGUGCUACGGAAUUCGACCUACUGUAUGAAGGUGUCCAUGUCUCUCCACGUGGCUGAGAAUGACACAGACCUCUGCUACAACUCUGACAUGAGACAUACGGAGAAGGCCGAACUCAGCAAGAGCAAAGACAUCACCUGUCCAGACAUAGAGGACUACAUAGAAGCUGGGAAAGACCCUGAUAUCACCUGGUUUAAGGAGUGUCGUCCGAAGCAGUGGCGGGCCUCCAUCCUCCAGAGAAGAGACACUCUGUCCAUCAGAGAGGUCAAAGAGGACGACAUCGGCAACUACACCUGUGAGGUCACCUUUGGGGGCUUCGUGGUACGCAGGACCACUGAGCUCUCCGUCACAGCUCCUCUGACUGACAAGCCACCAAAGAUCCUUUAUCCUUCUGAGAACAAGAUCAGCAACUUGGAGCUACAGCUAGGAAGUGCCCUGAACCUGACGUGCAGAGCGUUCUUUGGCUACGCAGGGGACGCCAGUCCUCUCAUCUACUGGAUGAAGGGAGAGAAGUUCAUCGAGGACCUGGAUGAGGAGAGAAUCGAAGAGAGCGAAAUCAAGGUGGUCCGGGAGCACCUGGGGGAACAGGAAGUGGCCAUCUCCUUAACGAUCCACUCGGUGGAGGAGGGGGACCUGGGAAACUACUCCUGCUAUGUAGAGAACGGCAACGGGAGACGGCAGGCCAGCAUCCAACUCUCCAGAAGGGCAGAGCUGAUGUACACAGUAGAGUUGGCUGGUGGUUUGGGAGCCAUCCUGCUGCUGUUGCUCUGCCUCAUCUCUGUGUAUAAGUGUUAUCAGAUUGAGCUCCUGCUCUUCUACAGGAGACACUUUGGCAGCGAGGACCUGGAUGGAGAUAAUAAGGACUAUGAUGCGUACCUGUCCUACACUAAAGUAGACCCUGACCAGUGGAGUCAGGAGACCAAGGAGGAGGAGCGCUUUGCCCUGGAGAUCCUCCCUGCCGUCCUGGAGAAACACUACGGGUACAAACUCUUCAUCCCAGACAGAGACCUCAUCCCCACAGGAAGUAAGUGGUGUCUGGCCAAUGAGCUUUACCAGGAUGACACAAGACUUCUUAGAGCCUACAUUGAAGACGUGGCGCGCUGUGUGGACCAAUCCAAACGCCUCAUCAUCGUCAUGACGCCCAACUAUGUGGUGCGGCGUGGGUGGAGCAUCUUCGAGCUGGAGACACGCCUCCGCAACAUGCUGGUCACCGGGGAGAUCAAGGUGAUUCUGAUCGAGUGUGCUGAGCUGCGUGGCAUCAUGAACUACCAAGAGGUGGAGGCCCUCAAACACAGCAUCAAGACCCUUACCGUCAUCAAGUGGCAUGGCCCCAAGAGCAACAAGCUCAGCUCCAAGUUCUGGAAGCAGCUGCAGUAUGAGAUGCCCUUCCGCCGCACCGAGCCAAUGCUGAGCCACGAGCCAGCGCUGGAUGUCAGCGAGCAGGGGCCCUUCGGCGAGCUCCAGACCGUCUCCGCCAUCUCCAUGGCAGCCGCCACCUCCACCGCCAUGGCCACGGCUCACCCGGAGCUCCGCUCGUCCUUCCACAACUCGUACCACACCACCAUGCGGCAGAAACACUACUACCGCAGCUACGAGUACGACCUGCCGCCGGGGGGCACGCUACCGCCACUGUCAUCACUAGGCAACCAACACACCUACUGCAACAUCCCGCUGACGCUGCUGAACGGACAGAGGCCGCCGGCGGGGAAGAGCCGCGAGCACAGUCUGGAGGAGGAGCACACUAACCACGCCAUGCUGCCGCUGUUGCCCAGGGAGACCAGCAUCUCCAGCGUCAUCUGGUGACCGGGACGGGAUAGAACCAUACGACACUGGCGGUUUGGUCUGGUCUGGCCUGGUUUGGUCUGGUCUGGUUUGGCUUGGGAUGGAUCGCUUUGGAUCGGUUUGGUGGCGUAGUCACACUUCAAUGAGCCAGUUCUGAUUGGCUACUGAGAGAUUGUGAUGAGUUUGGUUUGGAAUGGACCCCUGUGAACAGGCAAGACAGGGUCAGGGCAGGUUUGGUUUUUAAUGUGGCCCUCAUGUACACAGAGGAGAAGUUCUUCACCCGAGGAUUAAAGAUUCAAACUGACGACAACAAACUGUUUGAUCAAGAGACAACAAAGUUUGAUCAACAUGAACUCGUGAAUACAAAAUAAAAGAACCCACACACUUUGGCACUUGUGCACUUGCACAAACACACACACACAUACACGCACACACACUAAAGGAAAACAGGGUCUUGUAGAUAUAUUUCCAAUUUAUUUGUAGCAUCAGUGUCUUCCUGUUUUUUGUUUAUAUGUUGUUUUUUAUUCAAUCAUGUGUGUUGCCUUCUCUACUUUAAGACUUUGCUUUAACUUGUCACACAGAUUUAUAUAUUUCUAUUUUUUCUGUUUUUAUUUGUUUACAUUUUUUAUUUCGAUAUGCUUAUGAAGAAAGCCAGUAUGUCAUGUAUCUGCGCUGUUGUGUUUUCUUUUCUUUUUUUUCUUUUCUUUUUUUAACUUUUAGGGAAUUGCUUGGACAUUGCAAUGUUUUACUUCAAGGAGCAGCAUCUUAUUUUUGUUGACCUGUAUAAGGUGUAUAUCUAGUUUUAAAAACACUCUUUAAAAAAUCAUAGAAUAUGCAAAAAGAAGGAGGAGCUACCGGUGAUGUUGAUGUAACUUCCUGUGGGCCAGAGGAAGGGGAGAAGUUAGGGAGUCGUGCUAGUCCUCUCCAGUCAGUCUGUCAGUCAGUCAGAGCUUCAUAUUUUCUAUAAAAAUAAACAGCCUUGCUGUUUUAGCGUGAUAGUGAAAUGCCUCACCUUAAAAAUAAAUCUGUAGAUUAUUUUAAAAAUAAGUAUAUUUUUAUAACAAAAAGAGUUUGCUUGGGAAGUCAUACUUAUUUACGUUUCAUCUGACAUUUAGGGGGAGGUAGACGUGUGUGUGUUAUGCAGGUUUUGUACACUACUUUGCUAUGUGGGUCAUGGUUUGUUAAGACAACAAGAUGGAUUUUGAGUCCCUCAUGAACAAAAAUCUUAGAUUCAAAAAGUAAAUGCAUUUUCAAUGUUUUGGUUGAGUUGUUGAAGUAUUCUUCCCAUCCUGAGAAUUCUUGGUUUUUAAUCCAUACGAUAGGUGAUGUUUAAAGAAAGAAGAAGCGUAUGUUUGUGCUUUGAAAUACUUUUUUUAUUAUAUUUGAAGGUGUAAUUUCUGAGUAUGCAUAGCAAAUAGAUAUGUAUUCUAUAUAUGAUAUAGAUAUUUAUAUAAAUAUAUAUAUAAACACGAUUUUCACUUGGAAAGAAAUGUCUAUCUUUAUAGAAACACAAUCAUACUUAUCAGUUCCCCUUACUUUCUCACUGCACAUU